UCUGUCCUAUCACCUCUCUCCUAUCACCUCUCCUUCUCUCAUUCCCUUCAUUUGCAGAUGGCAGUGAAGUGAGGUGGCUGAGGACUAGUAUGUGUGUGAGUGCGUGGAAGGACACAUCCUCCCCUUGGAGAGAAAGAGAAAACAGAGAAAGAGAGAGAGAGGAAGAAGAAGAAGCUGCUCUCCAGUAACAGGGUAAGAGCAGCUAACUCCAUUCUCCUGUCAUGGAUACUAACGCUGGGGAAGUGGAGGACUCAGGAGAAGAGCUUACAGGGAGGAAGAAGUCUCGGUUCAAGCUGCUGAAGAGUCGUCUGUUUGGCCGUCUGAUGAGGAAGGAGACUGAAGGACUGAUGAAGCAGAGCCAGUCCGCCAGUGAUGUCACUGCUGAUGUCAUAGCUCCGAGGGACGACGACUCAGAGGAUGACUGUUUGGGCGGUCCAAAUACACUGGGGUCCAGAGCUCUGUCACAUGACAGCAUCUUCCUGGCUGACCAAUCACAGAGCUCCUCUGAGCCGACGAGGGUUCUGUCUCAGGAGAACGUACACAGCAGGAUACGAGAACUGCAGCUGAAACUGCAGCGGCAGAACAUGUGUCUGGGCCCUCCCCCCUUGCUGAUCCCUGGAAAGAGAAUGGAAGAUUCUGGAGCCACCUCUGAGGAUGAUGGUUUGCCCCAGAGCCCUCCAGAGAUCUUGUUCCAUGACCGAACUGCACAGGGUCCUUCCUACAAGUUCCCUGACACUCACAGGCACCAUAGCUCUCUGAGUUUAGCAGGGACAGGAAGUGAGGAGGAGGAGCAGUGCCUCUCCCAGCCCUCCUCCCGUCCUCUCUCCCCGAAUCCUGCUUUCCCCUGUGAUCCAGAGCCCUCCCCUGCAGUGGACUUUACCAGCCCAGCCCAGUACACUCCUAGCCUGGACAGCUCUGCCGCCCGUCACCGCAUGUCUGUUAAACCCAGGAACCAGAGGGCCAGCGCCAAGGGAAGGAAAGGUCCCCUGAGAGCAAGCAGACUUGGCUCAGAGAGCCUGAGUGACCUGGACCCAGACCAGCCCCUGUCUGAGAGGGAGGAAGAGCAGGAUGGAAUGGAGGACGAGGACAGAGAGGAAGAGGAGGAGAGGGAGCGACCGUUCUCUUCAUCUCCAAAAGACUCUGAGGAGAAGCCCUGGCAGUCAGUACCCCCUGGUGGUCAGAAAAAUGUAUUACAGAGACAAGAGUCCUCCGAGACAGAGGGACGCGUCACCACCAACCCGCUCUACCUCCAGGCUAUGACCUCUCCUCUACCAGAACCCAUGACCAAGACCUCCAUCCUGGAGACCCCGAGCCUGCCCACUCCCCCUUCAGCAGCAGUGGAGGAGCCACAGAAGCCCCCGGAACCUAUCCGGGUCAAACGCCCAAGAACUCUCAUCCAGGAUAAUUCAGACCAGGGAAGUCGGUCUGGGUCUACAUCUGAAAAGACCCUCUCCAGGCCUCUCAGUCCUGUCUAUGGAUCAGAUAAUGUCCCUUCCACCACAAAUCAACUGCCCUCAAAAGAGAAGCCAGAGGAGAAUAUGACCCCAGCCACCUCUAACAAUGGAGACAGGUUGAGCAGAAACACACAGGGUGUGAGCCUAGCAGACACCAGCAGCUCUACACGCCACUCUGCUCUACCUACCCAUGCCUCUCGCGUUAUAAGACAAACACCGAGACCUGCUUUUGAGAGAGAGUCUGUCAGAGAGACUACAGCAGUCCCACUGUCGGGCGUUAAUGAAGAAACCUCCAAAUUGGACCUGGUGCAGAGGACAACAGGGCCACCUACUGGCCAUGAAGACACACUGCCUAGAGCAAACAGUUUCUCCACCUCCUCCUUGAGACAGCGUUCCAAGAGUGCCACUGGCAGAGCCCACACAGGGACGAGAAACAAGGAGAUGAAUGCAGAAGGAAAAGGAGGGGAGGGUUUGGUGGCCAAGAACCCUCAUCAGGAGUCUGUCAGAAGGCAAGAGGUAAAACCAGAACAGGUCACAUUUAAAGGUCUGAAGGAAAACCAACCACAACCCUCGCCUCAGGAGAGAAACGUACAAACAGAGGUAGAAGUAGUGGAGGAGACAGGACUGAAGGGAGGAGAGAAAAGGGAUGGGCAGAGUGAGGGCAAUGAGGAGAAGGAGCAGGAGCAGGAGAGGAGGAGUGCUUUCGGAGUGAAGCUGCGCACCACUUCUCAGUCUCUGAAGUAUCGCUUGCAAAGGGACCAAGAAUUCAGGGUUAAGUGUCAUAUUGUCUCAACAACUGCAGAACCAGUCAAAGGCGAAAUUGGCACAAGUUCAAAGGUCAGGGGUGACUUGGCAAAUAAGGCUUCGAGGAAGGGCCCGUCACAAGUGUCUGACUGCCCCCCCUCAUACACCCUUGACAGAAACAGACUCAACGAGAACCAAGAUGAUGAUGAUACUGACCUGGUAGUAGAUGCCUUUUCAGACCCAGACAAAGGCCCAUCCUCCAGACCUGCUCUGGGGCUCCCAAGAUGGGCUGAGACCCCUGGGUCUAAUGGGUCAGCUGGAUCGGAGCCUGUCUGGAUGUCCAUGGCCCGGGAAAAGACCAGGAGUCUCCAACAGCAUCUCAGUCCAGAGACAGUGCCUGGGACAGGGGGGACAACAACGCCCCAGUACACCCCAUCACCACUGCCAGCUCCAACCCCAGCCCCACAGCCGAGAUUACAACCAACAGCUCAGCCAUCAACACAACCUUCAUCACAAUCACAGCCAAGCACAAAAACAGCCUUGCAAAAACAAACAUCACCCCCAGUGGUACAACCACCAUCUCAACCAAUACCAACCGGUAGACCAAUCCUACAGGGAAUGCAUCUGACAGCUAAACUCAAAACAUUGCCUUCAGACCAGCCUAACACACAAACAGCAUCACAACCAAUACCACAAGGAACAGCUCAACAGCUGACACAACCGUCCUCCCAACCUCACACGCCAACCAGACCAACUCUACGAGGAGCGCCUGAGAGAUCCUCCACGUCUCUGAAGAGAGCUGGGAAGAUGCCUGUGGAGAAAUGGACAGAAAGAGUGCUCCCGACUGGGACUAUGGAGGAAUCUAGCAAUGGUCAAAUUGAGAUUCACAUCGCAAAUCCUGAGAUACCUUCUUCUUCAUCAUCAUCAUCCUCCUCAUUGUCACACCGGGGUCAGCCAACCUGGAUGGAACUUGCCAAGAGGAAAUCUCUGGCCUGGAGUGACAAGACUAUGGACUAAGAGAAAUGCACACGCGUGCGUGUGUGUGUUUGAGGGAGGUAAAGAGGUUCCUAAACAGAGUAAGAAGAAGACUGAAAUAAAAUAAUGAUUUGUUGCUGACUGGAUUAUUUGAACCUACUGGCUUCAGAGUUUAAAACCUCUUUCCCUUUACUGUGCCUUACUCUUCUAACUAUUACAUUUUUAAAAUUACUUAUAUUUCACAUCGGCCAGACUGAUGCUAAACUACUGCGUAUAACAACACUAAACCAAGAGGUCUGGACUUUUAUGGCACAAGAGGGCAUACUCUUGUUGGUUGCUGGUUCAAACUCCGAUUCAGUUUUUUCACUGCUUUUGACAUAUCACUCCAUGCUUGAUCCAUGUUGUCUGGAAUAAAUAUACUGUCAAUUGUA
Oncorhynchus tshawytscha (Chinook salmon) is the source of this 3604-nucleotide messenger RNA. RefSeq names its product cracd like b (gene cracdlb). NCBI's taxonomy places the organism in Eukaryota, Metazoa, Chordata, Actinopteri, Salmoniformes, Salmonidae. Bases 222 to 3215 code for a protein of 997 amino acids. The transcript is spliced from 11 exons. The record is from RefSeq and is a predicted model, not a curated record.